GAGCCAACAUGGCAGACGGCAAGGGUGGAUCGUUUACCAAGGUCGUCCAAAAACAUGCAGGACGUGCAAAAGAAAGGAUAUUGCAAAACCUUGGGCGAGCAGACAAGACUAAGGAUGAGGUUUUUGAAGUGUACUUGUACAACUUCACAAGGCAACAGACGGCAGCAGCCAAGCUGCAGAAGGAGUUCAAGAACUACGUGCUCUGCAUCAAGAGCCUGCAGCUGGCCAGCAAGGCGCUCAUGGACACCCUCAGUGAGAUCUACGAACAGGAGUGGGUCGGACACGAACAGAUCCCUGUCAAGGCACAGACUCUGGAACUUCUGUGGGAUGACUACCAUAGAAAGAUGAAUGACCAGGUGAUGAUUCCACUCAACAGCUACAUCACCCAGUUUGCAGACGUUAGGGGGCGCAUAGCUAAGCGAGGCCGCAAGCUGGUUGACUACGACAAGUGCCGACACAGUGUUGAGAGUCUGCGUAACUCUGCAAAGAAGAAGGACGACUAUAAGCUGGGCAAGGCACGAGAAGAACUUGAGGAGGCCAAGCAGAUGUACGAAGUGAUCAACAAUGAACUGCACGAGGAACUGCCUGCACUCUACGAAAACCGCAUCCCGUUCCUGGUGUCCAACCUGCAGACGUUCUUCACGGCCGAGAGCACAUUUCACGCGGAGAAUGCCAAGGUGUUUUCCUUCCUGGUGGACACGAUGCAGAAGCUGGCCGUCGAGAGCGAGCACCAGGGCACCACCAUCGGGCCCUACCCCUUGCCCAAUCCGCCAAGGCGCUACUCGCCAAAUCGCCGUGCGCCUCCGCUCCGGCGCACCCAUUCAAAUAGGGAGCGGACAACCGCCAACGCGAACGAAAUGUCGGUCAACUCGGUCGUGGCGCCCAACCCUCCUGUGCGGUUAGCCGGCGACUGCCGAGACACCACAGUGCAGUACGCCCGCGUCCGGCGCCAUUCGGCGCAUGGGCGGCCCCUCGAGAAGAACCGCCGAGGGGCCAGUUUUCUCUCGCUCAGUGCUGCUACCGAAUCUGGCAGGGGCGGCAGGCCGGUUGAGCUCUACCUCGUAGUUCGACCACCAAAGGGUGCGGCAGAGCCUCGCUCGGAGCCCAGUUCGGUCUCCAAGGAGGCGGACACGCGGCCCUACGAGGAGAUCGAGUUCAAGAAGGGUAAGAGCAAUCGUGCCAGCGAUAUUUCCAUCAAGGUUACCGAGACAAACGGCCAGGUCGCCAACCCAGCCCCUCUCAUGGUUUCCCCCGUGCGGAGUGAUCCCCAGUGCGUGGCGUGUGGCACUAGCACCCGCAUGAAGUGCAUCUGGCUGAACGACGCCGAGUUCUCUUUCCUGCGCUACCAGCCGUGGCAGUGCCUGCGCUGCGCCGUCAACCACUCGUUCGAGGCGGCCGGGGACGGCGGCGGCAGCCAGGCCGCACGGCGCAACCUCUGCAUCUGGUUCACGCGAGUCACCCGGCUCAAGGCCAACUACACCGAGCUCCAGUGCAAGAUGCUCUCCUCCGCCGAAGCGGCCCGCCUUGAGAACGAAGACUCUGCGCUGGUCAACUCGCCGGGCUACCGAACAACAACAGGCGACCGCAAUGGUGAGGCGCCACCUAGACGCGAUGAGAAGGACUACGAACCGGUGGACGUCGGUGCACAGAUGAAUAGCGAUGGUGACAGACAGGUGGGCGAUGAGCUGUAUGACAUUCCCGUAGGCGCCACGACCACUGACCUGCCGGCCGGUGUGCUCUACAGGGUGCGUGCCACGUACAAGUACACAGCCGAAGAUGUGGACGAGCUGAACUUCGAAAGUGGCGAGAUAAUCCGAGUGAUUGAGUACGACGACCCCGAAGAGCAGGAGGAAGGCUGGCUGAUGGGCAUCAAGGAGUCGACGGGCGAGAAGGGUCUCUUUCCGGCAAACUUCACGCGGCCCAUCUGAACGGACUCAGUGCCUUCUCCCUGUAGUGUGCGAGUGGGCACGGCGCCCAAUGGAGACUGGCGCACCCGCUUUGUUGCCGCCAUGCUGCGGUGCAAAGCCUCCUGCCGUUAACUUUAGUCAGUCGUGACUUUACAAAUAGUGCCUCUAAGGUUUCUCGCUCGCCAGGUCGCGUUUUUUACGGAAGUGCCCUUAAUGGCAGAAAAGUGCUCUGACAGGGCACAAUUUGAUUUAGGCCACACGUAGCCGAGUAGUAGAAUACGUUCUGCUGAUAGUGACCAUCCGUGUGUUUCACUUUUUCCAGUGAGAACACGGCGGCUGUUACCUAUUUCCUUUGGUCAUUAGACUUGUGCACUUCGGGUUGUGCCGAGCUCUGGGCUGUUCACACGAGCCACGCGUACUACUGCUGGUUCUUAGCGCUUCUUGUCCAGGGAAGCGUCUUUGCCACGUGCUCAUCUGUUCGGGCAUUCCCCUUAUUUGGCCACCAUGUUGCUUUGCCGUUGUAGAGCGAUUGUCAUGGGCCCGGACAGACUUCCUCUCUCUCCACUUAUUGUGACUCCUCUACGUACGGCUCGGGUCUUCUCCAUAACCUUAACGUGUGGCUGUGCUGCGUCUCACAGAGUUGCACUGUAGUUGCAUUUCCUAGUUUUCUCAUAAUUGUGUGAUGAUAUAUGGAAACUUGGGAACCUCACAUCCUCUCUGCGUGCUUAUUUAUUUAUUUCUUAAGGACCGAAAAAAUUUCAUUCAGCAUGUUCAUUCUUCUUUUGUACCUUAUUUCCGUAGUUCGUGACGCGUGUGUGUUCAAUAAGAUUCUUUGCUUCCCCAGGGUGUGCACUUUUCCCUGUAGAUAACCAUUAUCAGUGAAGCCGCUGAACGUGAGCUAAGAGGAGUUGCCUCCUAUCUUCUGUCGUCCCGUAUGAGGCAGCUUGUGACGAUCCCAGUCUUCCGUCCAUCGGGGUCGUUUUGUUGACGGCUCCCGUCUUUUUUGACGCAUUUGCAGGGUGUCUGGCAUCCACGCUCUGCUCCAAGUGCCAAGCUCACAGGUGCAUUUUGUGUACCAAGUUUGCCCACAGCUGCCCUUUUUGCAGCUGUCCUCGGAACAACUUUUUCUGACUUGCAGUGCUGUGGCUGGGGUGCUCUUGAUGCUAGUCUCAGCGACUGCAUUGUUUUCGUAGCGUCGUGUACCCACUGCCAAAUCGCGCAGGCCAUUGUCGGCUGGUUUACAAGGAAGCUUCCUGGCAACUUUCCUCUCAAGUGCAUCAGUGGGUCCUUUCAUCUGAAUGGUGCAACUAUUCUGCGCGGAUAUCGGAAACAGCAGGCAUACUGUAGACAUCGCGCCUGAAGUAAUUGUUCGAUCGAAGCUGCAUUUAUGACGGUUGUCACCAAUAAACGGUGCGCCUUCACUGCUUCGGCUGUACGUGGCCUUUUCUACAACAAGUUCUCCUCAUAGAAUGGCCAUAUUACGGGACGGUGUAGCAGCAACAAAAGCCUGGGCUGCUCAGUCGCUUAUUUCCUCCCCUGUUGUUCUGCACUUCCUCGAGGGUGUCGCAGACCACAAUAAGAUUACGCCAGCAUCUUAUGCAACCAAUACCACCUCUACGUUCCAUCGGACUACAUCUGUGCCUACAUAUGUUAUUCCUUUUUCUCUCGUGAACCUGUUUCUUCUUUUAUUUGGCGCUGCGCCAGUGAUAUCUCGUUCCCAGUACUUCCUUUAGAGUUUGGUGUAAAAGGGAUAAUUUGUUUGUAUUCGAGUGUAAAACACUAAACACCUCACCCUGUAUGUUAACCAUGUCACCAGGCUUGCUUUGUGUGUCUGUGGUAAUGUUUCUUAUUUUUUCUUUUUUUUUUCCUACUUGCAGUGUAACAAGGAGAUCUGAUAUUGUCUAAUGUAUAGUAAAGAAAUGAAUUCCCAAUGUU
Molecule: messenger RNA, 3842 nt
Organism: Dermacentor silvarum
Lineage: Eukaryota; Metazoa; Arthropoda; Arachnida; Ixodida; Ixodidae
Gene: Amph
Product: amphiphysin-like
Exons: 14
Coding region: 9-1928 (639 amino acids)
Cellular component (GO): plasma membrane; cytoplasm
Molecular function (GO): phospholipid binding; protein binding
Source: RefSeq, a predicted model, not a curated record